Lasiodiplodia theobromae is the source of this 591-nucleotide messenger RNA. RefSeq lists its product as uncharacterized. Bases 1 to 591 code for a protein of 196 amino acids. Lineage: Eukaryota; Fungi; Ascomycota; Dothideomycetes; Botryosphaeriales; Botryosphaeriaceae. The record is from RefSeq and is a predicted model, not a curated record. The transcript has 2 exons.
AUGGCCUCCAUACAGAAUAUCCCCCCUCCUUCACCUAGGAAGCAGCGCUUCAGGAAGGUCAAGAAGGCUCCCAAGGACGCGAUGGAGUGGACCAAGAAGCAGUACAACCAGCAGUACGACCGCUGGGUCCCGUGGCUCGAGGACCAGUAUCUCAAGUACUUCACCAAGGACAACAAGGCCAGCUAUGCCACCAAAGACCAGCUCGCCAAAACCAAAGUCACGGGCGACUCGCGCGUCGACAAGGUGCAGGACGACGUGUCGGGCGCCGCGGUCGGCCAGGUCGGCCAGGGCGGCCUGGCCCAGCCCGUCGGCGACAUCGUCAGCAAGGAGGCCGUCAACCGCGCCGAGCGCGGCGGCAAGGACGAGCACGGCGGAUACGUGCCUUCUGUCACCGGCGAUGGCGAGCCGUCGCAGCUGGACAAGGUCGUCGAGCCCGUGGCCGAGGGCGCCAAGGACGCCGUGGCGGAAACUAGCGAGGCUGCGAGCAAGACCGGUGAGGCUGCGGGUAAGACUGGCGAGGGCGUGAAGGAGGGGGCUGGGAAGGCGGGUGGGUAUUUUGGCGGUUGGUUUGGCGGGAAGAAGGCGGAGUAA